AUGUACAACAAAAGGGUGAAAGGAGAUAAGGACCGCAUACGGAUGCAUGGGAGAUAUUACAACAAUAUUUAUUUGGGAAAACGUAUCUUUGGGCCAGCGCGUAAACAAGUGUUUAUGUACACUAUCGUUGGUGGCAUGGAGCGUCGCUUUGAGAUUGUUGACAAUCAAGUUAAUCACAUCCAAUUCACCCACGAGCAUUCAGACAAGUUUGUUGAAAAGUGCAGGAACCAAAGCAUUAAAUGCAAAGAUCAAUCACGUGUUGUUCUUAGUUACCCCGAAGAACCGUCGUUGGAUUCUUUUAUCCAUGCUAAUCAUGUCAACUCGCCACUACUUUUCAAUGAUUUUAUCAUUACGCAGGCACCUAUGGACAAUACCAUUAAGGAAUUCUGGCGGAUGAUUUGGCAGGAGCGUGUUUGCUUCAUUUUUAUGCUUAUUAGUCGGGGCGACACUCGCCGUUGCGCUAAAUAUUGGCCUGAGACAGUUUCUUCGAAUCCGUUUCAGUUCCAUGGUUUAGUUAUUUGGAACGAGGGCUUUGAGCCAUCGGGAUCUCGAGACCCUUUUUUCAAUGUUACAAAGUUGAGGAUUGUUGGCCCAAAUGAUAAGGAGCUUCGUCUCGAGCACUGGCAAGGCGACUUAAAUAACUCACAGGAUUUGGAUGCGCCUCUACGUUUACUUCGCCUUUCUAGGACUUGUACAACUCCUACUGUUAUUCACGACCAUUUGGGAAUUAGCCGAGCGGCAUGCCUCGUUGCAAUCGAGCUUACCAUAUGUCAACUUCUUCGCGGGCCAAUGCAUAAAAUUCCUGCUUUUCGUCUUUUAUCGCCGAAAGUCGAUCCUGAUUUGUUGCCAUUAGUACGCCAUCGUGAGCGGCCAGAAUUGAGACGUGAAUUGCAUGCACAUGUUGGGGAAUUGCCAUUACCAGCAGAUAUAGGAGUUGUUCAUCAAACGGCGCAUGAAUAUCCUGAAGAGCAAAAGAAUCCUCUUGCAAACAUUCAAUUACCCAAACGUUAUCCUCGCGGAAAGCGCUAUGACUGAUUUUAUUGAAUAGGAAUUUCUCAU
Meloidogyne enterolobii is the source of this 1059-nucleotide messenger RNA. The record is from the annotation of a GenBank genome assembly. NCBI's taxonomy places the organism in Eukaryota, Metazoa, Nematoda, Chromadorea, Rhabditida, Meloidogynidae.